GAAGAAAAGAAUGCGUAAAAACUUAAAGGUUAGGUUCUCUGUGUAUUAUGAGGUUUCUGUUUAACAACAAUCUCGCGUGUUCGCCGACUCUUGCAGACUACGUAAAAACUAAAUCUAUUCACAUCAUUAUUUUAUUUUAUUAUAUUUUCUUUCAGAAGAUAAAACUCCAAAAUGGUUUGUACAAACUUUUUUUACUGUUGCAGUUAUAAUAUCGAUUCAAACAAAAAUUUAAGAUUAAAUUAGCUAAAAAAUCGUUUGCAUGAAAUUUCUUACAAAUGUUUCAUGAUUUUGUCCAUAUUUCAGGAAUCAGACAUUUGCAGAAGUUGUAGAAGAUCUUUAGAUGAAACAAAUGAAAAUAAUAUUUUUCAAAAAGAAAUAUUAAUAAAGUCAAUUGACUUACAGAGUAUUAACAACAAAAAAUGGUCUAUGAAAGUGUCUUCUGCAAUUGAAUUGAUUACUGGACAAAAGGUUCUACAAGAAAUGAAGCUACCACGAAAAUUGUGUCAAGUCUGUUUACAGAAUGUUGAGGCUUUUGUUAACUUUCGAAUCCAGUUAAUAAGAUCUGAGGAAAUUUUACUUCAAUUAGGAUAUUCAGAUUCAAAAGAAACAAUUGACAACAAAUGCAGGGAAACACAAAAUGUACCACCAUUACACCCAUCAAUUUCUGUCUCAAAUGUGAAUAAUAUAAUAGAAAAAUCUGAAAAUAAUGAUAAUCUAACAAAAAAUGAAUCAAGUAAUCGUCUUUCAAUCCUGAAACCAAAUGAUGAGCGUACCCCUAAAUCAGUACCUGAAGAUCUUAUAAAUGUUGAUGACAGUAGUGUAUCUCUUGAUAUUAAUAGUCAUGAUUAUGAUAAAGGGACAAAUGCUUUUUUAAUAAGUAAAUUAGAAAAUGAUCAAGAAAAUAAUAAUCAUAAUGAUUCAGAUAAUUCUGCUAAUAAUCCAGAACAUAGAAAUGAAGAUAUAGCUAUUAAACAAAUAGAUCAUGAUAUUGAAUCUGAAAUAGAUGUUUGCUCAGGUGAAGAUGAUGAAGUUUUAGAAUUAGAUGUACAAAAACAAAGGAACGAGACGGUUGAAAUAAAUAGUUCAUCAGAAUCCGAUAUUGAAGUUUGUGACUAUGAACCUGUUGGGAAAAAAGCCAAUUAUAAUACAUUUUCUCCUCCUGUAAGAUAUUAGCGAACUAUAUAACAAUUUGUAAAUAAUUGUAUGUACUAUAUAUAUAUAUAUGUAUAUUAUAUGUACUAAAUACUAAAUUAGUUUUAUAAUAUUGUGAAUAUAACAUUGUUAUAGAAAAAAUUUAACAUAUUUUUCAAUACAUGAAGAUGUAAUGAAUAAUUGUGAAUGUAAUUGUAACUAUAAAGUAUCUCAAAGUAA
Molecule: messenger RNA, 1371 nt
Organism: Phymastichus coffea
Lineage: Eukaryota; Metazoa; Arthropoda; Insecta; Hymenoptera; Eulophidae
Exons: 2
Coding region: 283-1173 (296 amino acids)
Cellular component (GO): nucleus
Molecular function (GO): zinc ion binding
Source: RefSeq, a predicted model, not a curated record